This is a messenger RNA of Capsella rubella, 948 nucleotides long. RefSeq lists its product as uncharacterized. The transcript has 2 exons. Lineage: Eukaryota; Viridiplantae; Streptophyta; Magnoliopsida; Brassicales; Brassicaceae. Bases 151 to 501 code for a protein of 116 amino acids. The record is from RefSeq and is a predicted model, not a curated record.
CUUUUAUUUGUUGGAAGAAGUUGUCUUCUUCUCAAACCCAUUUUUUGUAUUUUCUAUAGUUUGGUUAUUAAGGAAUGAAACAAAACAAACAUCAUCAAUCUUUUGGUCAGAGAAAUAAAAAUAAAAAUUUUUAAGUUGUUGUUGAGAAAUAUGAAAGCAAGAGCCUAUGUCAUGAUCUUCUUCUUCUGGGCUCUUCUCACCAUUAUCACACCAAUGCUUGUUAGCUGGUCUCAAUCUCUCAAAACUCUUCCCUCAAUCCCUGAUGAUCAUCAAGAACAAAAGAUUAAAGACUCUAGUCCAAGGAGGAUGAUGGGAUAUUCAGAAGAAAUGCAUUUAGCUCAAGAGAUUGUUCAUCGCGUAGAAGAAGAGAAGUUGGUAAUGGAGCCUUCGAUGGCGCCAACGCCUGAAGAUAACCCUGUUAUGCCUUCACUAUCUUUUCCGCGGUUUAAAGAACAUGAAGGAUUAGUCACUAAAGAUACACAUCUCAUGAGCUUGCGAUAAUCUUUAAGAGAUUUUUUCUUUCUUUCUUUCUUUAUUUCGACGAUUAUCUAAACUAUCUUCUUUGAUUAAGUAAGGGUUCAUAAUGACUAUACAAAACCUAAUGUGGCGAGUGGCAAGGCAGCGAUUGUACAUACGUAAAAUUUGCAUCCUUUUGACAAAAGCCAAAUGGUAAGAAACUUAUUAUUUUGGUUAUGAUUUCUAUUUUCUGUGGUUAGAAAGAUAGGGAAAAAAAUGUUAGAACUAUUCUGUAAUUAGUUUAAGAUUAAGAUACAAUCAAGAGUUUGGUGAAGAAAGAAAAAGACAAAACCGGUUGAUAAACUCUACCAAACGACAUUGAUGUCAUUAUAUAAGAUUCUCUGGUGUACAUCUCCAUACAACUUUGUCAUCUCAAUCUGAGGAUUGUAAUAAAAUUUUCAUCAAUUUGGCUCUGUUAGUGUCUCCUUGUAA